GCGGGCAGCGCGGGCAGUUGAACCUCAAAACUGGAUACGACGAUGGAGGACGUCCGCGCGACCAAGAAGCCCAAGCUCGACGCGCAUGGCGAGGACAGUGGCAGCGACGACGACGACGAGCAGGUCGCGUCCGUGAUCGCGCAGUUCAAGAACGAGCAGGGCGAGCCCGUCGGGCCGCAGCUCGACAUCCCGCUCACGUCGACGGUCGCGCAGAUGGAAGAGCUCGUGAACCAGCUCCUCCAGAACGGCAAGAACAAGGUCCCUUACUCGAUGUUUAUCAACGACAAUGAGAUCACGCACAACCUCCAAGCCAGCGUCGAGAGCCAGAAAAUCUCGACCGAAGUCGUGCUCAGCAUUACGUUCCAGCCGCUCGCGGUCUUCCGCGUGCGUCCCGUGACGCGCUGCACGGACACGCUCCAGGGCCACGCCGAGGCCAUCUUGCACGUGAGCUUUAGCCCGGACGGGAAGAAGCUCGCGAGCGGCGGCGGCGACGCCACCGUGCGCUUCUGGGACACCAACACGUGCAUGCCCCAGCACACGUGCCGCGGCCACAAGCACCACGUGCUCUGCACGGCGUGGUCGCCGGACGGCACGCGCUUCAUCUCGGCCGACAAGACGGGCGAGAUCCGCAUGUGGAACCCCGCAACGGGCAAGCAGCAGGGCGAGCCCAUGAAGGGCCACAAGCAGUGGGUCAACUCGCUUUCGUGGGAGCCCAUUCACCGCAACGCCACGUGCGAGCGGUUUGCCAGCGCGUCCAAGGACGGCUCGAUCAAGAUCUGGAACGCACGCACAGGCCGCCAGGUCGCGUCGCUCUCGGGGCAUACGGACUCGGUCGAGUGCUUGAAGUGGGGCGGCGAAGGUCUCCUCUACUCUGCGUCGCGCGACCGCACGAUCAAGGUGUGGGCCGUCGAGGGCGACCACGUCGGGAAGCUUGUGCGCACGCUCGUCGGCCAUGCGCACCGCAUCAACACGCUGGCGCUCAACGUCGACUACGUCUGCCGCACGGGGCCGUUCGACCACACGUUCAAGACGUUCGACACGCGCGAAGAGAUGCAGGCCGCGGCCCAAGCGCGGUACGACGCCAUUCGCCGCGGCCAGCCCGAGCGCCUCGUGUCGGGCUCGGACGACUUUACGCUCUUCUUGUGGGAGCCCGCGGAGAGCAAGAAGCCGAUCGAGCGCCUCACGGGCCACGUGCAGCCGGUCAACGACCUCGCGUUCUCGCCCGACGGCCGGUACUUUGCGUCGGCGUCGUUUGACAAGAAGGUCAAGAUCUGGAACGGCGCGAAUGGCAAGUUCAUCGCGACGCUCAACGGCCACGUGGGUGCUGUGUACCAGGUGUGCUGGUCCAGCGACUCGCGCCUCAUUGUCUCGGCCUCGAAAGACUCGACCGUCAAGGUCUGGGAGCUCGCAGACCCCAAGAACGCCAAAGAGACGCUGUCGGGCCACGCCGACGAGGUGUACGCGCUCGACUGGAGCCCCAACGGCCAAAAGGUCGCGUCGGGCAGCAAGGACCGCACGAUCAAAAUCUGGCGACACUAAUCUAUUCCAGCACCCACCAACAUGUAGUAGACGCGGGCGUGUUUUGAAAAUAUAUAUCCUCUCUCUUAGCUGCUG
Saprolegnia parasitica CBS 223.65 is the source of this 1614-nucleotide messenger RNA. RefSeq lists its product as hypothetical. Gene Ontology annotation, molecular function: protein binding. Gene Ontology annotation, biological process: ribosomal large subunit assembly. The transcript is spliced from 3 exons. Gene Ontology annotation, cellular component: nucleolus. Lineage: Eukaryota; Oomycota; Saprolegniomycetes; Saprolegniales; Saprolegniaceae. The coding region runs from base 43 to 1539 and encodes 498 amino acids. The record is from RefSeq and is a predicted model, not a curated record.